Messenger RNA from Salvia miltiorrhiza (redroot sage), 1213 nucleotides. RefSeq names its product zinc transporter 8-like. The transcript is spliced from 3 exons. Gene Ontology annotation, biological process: zinc ion transmembrane transport. The record is from RefSeq and is a predicted model, not a curated record. Gene Ontology annotation, cellular component: plasma membrane. Lineage: Eukaryota; Viridiplantae; Streptophyta; Magnoliopsida; Lamiales; Lamiaceae. The coding region runs from base 17 to 1072 and encodes 351 amino acids. Gene Ontology annotation, molecular function: zinc ion transmembrane transporter activity.
CAAAAAAGAGUUUAUUAUGGCGAAACUAUUGAAGACCCUUCUCGUCGCCGCCGCGAUCAUAUUGUUCUUGUUUCCGGCGGCGGUGAUUGCCGACUGCACCUGCGAGGCGGAGGCGGAGGACCGCAACGAAGCCUUAGCGCUCAAAUACAAGCUGGCGGCGCUAGCAUCGAUUCUGGUGGCGGGCGCGGUCGGCGUGUGCCUCCCCGUGGCGGCGAAGCGGUUUCCGGCGCUGAGCCCGACGAGCAGCCUCUUCUUCGUGGUGAAGGCCUUCGCCGGCGGCGUGAUCCUAUCGACGGGGUUCAUACACGUGCUGCCGGACGCCUUCGAGAACCUGACGUCGCCGUGCAUCCCGGAGCACCCGUGGGGGGAUUUUCCGUUCACCGGGUUCGUCGCGAUGGUGGCCGCGAUCGGGACGCUGAUGGUGGAAAGUUACGCGACGUCGUAUUAUACGCGGCGGGCGAAUGUGAAGGAGGCCAUGAAGGACUGCUGCGGUGGCGACGAGGAGAUGUUGACUGUUCACACCCAUGCAACGCACGGCCAUGCACACGGGUCAGUGCCGUCGGAGGAGUCGGAUUCCGACGACGCCAAGCUUCUCCGCCACCGUGUCAUCUCACAGGUGUUGGAGUUGGGAAUUAUUGUACAUUCUGUGAUUAUUGGAAUAGCUUUAGGGGCUUCACAAAGUCCUAAGACAAUAAAGCCCUUAAUUGCAGCUCUCUCUUUCCAUCAAUUUUUCGAAGGCCUUGGUCUUGGUGGAUGCAUAACUCAGGCAAAGUUUCAUGUACGUGCAGUAAUAAUAAUGACGAUUUUCUUCUCACUUACAACACCAUCAGGUAUCGCUAUAGGUAUUGGAAUAGCCAAUAUUUAUAGCGAGACGAGCACGACGGCUCUCAUCAUCGAAGGCGUCUUCAAUUCUGCAUCGGCCGGCAUCUUGAUAUACAUGGCCUUGGUCGAUCUUCUCUCCGCGGAUUUCAUGAGCCCUAAACUCCAAAACAAUGGGAAGCUUCAAUUAGCUGCAAAUUUGUCACUUCUCAUUGGGGCAGGGGCUAUGUCUCUUCUAGCCAAAUGGGCUUAAACUUCUGUAUUUUUAUUUUCUAGAUUAGCAAAUUCACCCUUAAUUUUGGCCAAACUGGCUUAUUUAAUUUUUAGGAUAGUUUGUCAUCUUUGUUCUUAUUCACUAAUGUAUUUUUUAGUUGAUUCUUAUUCAUUAUUAUUA